AUGUGGAUUGAGAAUGUUUCUUGUGAUUUUAUUGCCAGCAUUGCAGGAAUUCAUAGAUCUUCGGUCUUUGAAAUCUGCGAUAAGCUACGAUCACUGGGUGUAUUAGAUUUAUAUUUAAAUAAGUUUGAUAAAAUUGGUAAAAAUAAUGCGAUAGUUGAAAUUGACUAA
Molecule: messenger RNA, 168 nt
Organism: Vairimorpha ceranae
Lineage: Eukaryota; Fungi; Microsporidia; Nosematidae
Exons: 1
Coding region: 1-168 (55 amino acids)
Source: RefSeq, a predicted model, not a curated record